CUCACAUCCGCAGCAGCGACUGGCCAAUAAAAUACCGAAAAUACGUAAGCAUCGACGAGUGCUCGGCGCAGGCGGAGAAUGGUCAGUGUGAAGCAGACUAUAGCUCUUCCAGCAUUACUCGUAUACUGCUGACAUCCCUCAGCCAGCGAGUACAACCAGGGCCUAUCCCUAUCUCGACUUCAGGCACAUCCUGCAUUCUAUCUAUGCACGGUUAGUAGGUUAGGAUCUCUGUAGAGGCGCACCACUUCUAGUGCAAGAUGUUAGAUCCGUCGUCCAGCGAGGAGGAAUCUGAUGGGAUAGUAGAGGAGGAAAGCAAAGAGGCAAUGGCACCUCAGGCCGGAUCCCGCAUCUCCCCGAGCAGGACCAGCGAGAGCUCGGGUGGACUAGCGCCCAGCAGCAGCCGCAGCAGUGCCCGUCCUACUAGCCCGAGCCCCUCGGCCGUCAGCGAGGAGAAGGAGGAUCUGGAGAAGCUGCACAGAGAGGAAGAAGAGCGCAAAAAGAAGCUGCAGCUGUAUGUUUUUGUCAUGCGAUGCAUCGCUUACCCGUUCAAUGCAAAACAGCCCACAGAUAUGGCAAGGCGGCAGCAGAAGAUUACCAAGCAGCAGCUUCAGCAGACCAAGGAUCGCUUCCAGGCCUUCCUCAAUGGAGACACACAAAUUGUGGCUGAUGAGGCAUUCAUCAACGCUGUGCAGAGUUUCUCUGAGGUAUUUCUUAAGAGUGACCGUGUGGCAAAGAUGGUCCAGAGUGGUGGCUUCUCAGCCAACGAUUUCAGGGAAGUGUUCAAGAGGCACAUCGAGAAGCGCGUGCGCAGCCUUCCGGAGAUUGACGGUCUGAGCAAAGAGACAGUGCUCAGCUCCUGGAUGGCCAAGUUUGACACCAUCUACCGUGGCGAUGAGGAUCCGCGGAAGGCGCAGCAACGCAUGACUGCCAGCGCGGCUUCUGAGCUGAUCCUCAGCAAGGACCAACUGUACGAGAUGUUUCAGAAUAUCCUCGGCAUCAAAAAGUUUGAGCACCAGCUGCUUUAUCAAGCCUGCCAGCUGGACAACCUGGAUGAGCAGGCUGCACAGAUCAGACGAGAGCUGGAUGGUCGUCUUCAGAUGGCAGACCAGAUUGCCAGAGGUGGAAAGUUCCCCAAAUUUGUAUCUAAAGAGAUGGAGGCCAUGUUCAUCGAGGAACUCAAGUCUUCAGUGAAUCAGCUGAUGGCCAACUUGGAGAGCAUGCCUGUGUCUAAGGGCGGGGAGUUUAAACUCCAGAAGCUGAAGCGGGGACACAAUACCUCUAUCAUUGAUAUGGGCCAAGAGGACGAGAACACACUGUCCAAAUCUGAUGUGGUCCUGUCCUUUACUUUAGAGGUGGUGAUCAUGGAAGUGCAGGGCUUGAAAUCACUGGCUCCAAACAGGAUUGUUUACUGCACCAUGGAGGUGGAGGGAGGCGAGAAACUCCAGACUGACCAGGCAGAGGCAUCCAAGCCAACCUGGGGGACCCAAGGUGACUUCACCACUACACACCCUUUGCCUGCUGUCAAGGUGAAGCUGUUUACAGAGAGUACAGGGGUGCUGGCACUGGAAGACAAAGAACUGGGCCGGGUUGUCCUCCACCCAACUCCUAACAGCCCCAAACAGUCAGAACUCCACAAAAUGACUGUGACCAAGGCCUGCCCUGACCAAGAUCUCAGGAUCAAACUGGCCAUACGUAUGGACAAACCACAGAACAUGAAACACUGCGGGUAUCUGUGGGCUUUUGGGAAGAAUGUUUGGAAGCGCUGGAAGAAGCGUUUCUUUGUCCUCGUACAGGUGAGUCAGUAUACGUUUGCAAUGUGCAGCUACCGAGAGAAAAAGUCAGAACCACAAGAGCUUUUGCAGCUGGACGGAUAUACUGUGGACUACAGUGAUCCCCAGCCAGGCUUAGAUGGUGGCAGGGCUUUCUUCAAUGCUGUGAAGGAAGGCGACACUGUGAUCUUUGCCAGCGACGACGAGCAGGACCGCAUCCUGUGGGUCCAGGCCAUGUAUCGCGCCACUGGCCAGUCCCACAAGCCUGUCCCACCCACUCAGGUCCAGAAACUAAAUUCCAAAGGGGGUGCCUCAGCCCAAAUGGAUGCUCCCAUUUCUCAGUUCUCUGGACUCAAGGACGCUGACAGAGCUCAGAAACAUGGCAUGGAUGAAUUUAUCUCCGCUAACCCCUGUAGCUUUGACCACGCCUCGCUUUUUGAGAUGAUGCAGCGACUCACGUUGGACCACAGGCUCAACGACACCUUCUGCUGCCUGGGAUGGUUCAGCCCGGGCCAGGUGUUUGUCUUGGAUGAGUACUGUGCAAGGAACGGAGUUCGGGGUUGUCACAGACACCUGUGUUACCUGCGUGAUCUCCUGGAAAGGGCAGAAAAUGGGGCCAUUAUCGACCCCACACUUCUUCACUACAGCUUCGCUUUUUGUGCCUCCCAUGUCCAUGGGAACAGAGAGGGCAUCAGUUACUGGGGCCCACUGGGCUAUGAGGUCCUAAAAUCCCCAAAGAGCUCCCAAAGCCCAGAUCCCCGUGCUGCCUCUAAACGAGCAUGCAUAUUCAAGUUUAGAAAGAAAAAGGAGUCCAAAAAUCCACUGAAUCAAGGUGAAAACAGGCCAGACGGGCUGACUACAGUGACAGUGGAUGAGAAGGAGCGCUUUGAAGACAUCAAGGAGCGGUUGCGUGUGAUAUUGGAAAACCGGAUUGUAAAUUUCAGAUAUUGUUUCCCCUUCGGUCGUCCAGAGGGUGCACUGAAGGCCACUUUAUCUUUGCUGGAGAGGGUCCUGAUGAAGGACAUUGUCACCCCGGUUCCACCAGAAGAAGUUAAAGGGGUAAUUCGCAAAUGUUUGGAGCAGGCUGCUCAGCUCAACUACCAGCGGAUUAAAGACUAUGCUAAAAUUGAAGUUGAGAAAGGUCAAAAGGAUCAAAAGGAUCCAGAGAACGUAGGCCGCUUAGUCACGCCUGCCAAAAAGCUGGAGGAAACAAUUCGCCUGGCGGAGUUAGUCAUAGAGGUCCUCCAGCAGAACCAGGAACACCAUGCGGAGGCGGCAGUCACAAGUUCUGGAGAUCAAUCGGCAUUUGCAUGGUGGACAGACCUCAUGGUGGAACAUGCAGAAAACUUCCUGGCCCUCUACGCCAUCGACAUGGAUGCCGCUCUGGAGAUCCAGUCACCUGAGAGCUGGGACAGCUUUCCCCUUUUCCAGCUGCUCAAUGACUUCCUCCGGACAGAUUAUCAUCUGUGCAAUGGAAAGUUUCACAAACAUCUUCAAGAUCUGUAUGCUCCUCUGGUGGUUAGAUAUGUGGAUCUGAUGGAGUCCUCCAUCGCACAGUCAAUUCACAAGGGCUUUGAGAGAGAGUCCUGGGAGCCUGUAAAGAGUUUAACAAGUAAUCUGCCCAAUGUGAAUCUACCAAAUGUGAACCUCCAAAUUCCCAAAGUACCAAAUCUGCCAGUGCCAGUAGCAGGACUAUCAGUUAACCUUCCACAAAUGCCUAGCUUUUCUACCCCGUCAUGGAUGGCUGCUAUAUAUGACUCUGAUAAUGGCUCCGGGACAUCGGAGGACCUUUUCUGGAAGCUGGACGCCCUCCAGACUUUCAUCAGGGACCUGCACUGGCCUGAGGAGGAGUUUGCCAAACACCUCGAGAGCCGCAUCAAGCUCAUGUCGAGCAACAUGAUCGAGAACUGUGUCAAACGCACCAGGAUGGCAUUUGAGUCCAAGCUGGCAAAGAGCAGCAAGUCCACAGAUUUCCGCAUCUCUCCAACAUUAUGCACCAUGUUCAACGUGAUGGUGGACGCCAAGGACCAAUCAGCAAAAUUGUGUGCUAUGGAGAUGGGCCAAGAGAAACAGUUCCACUCCCAGAUAGACGAGCUGAUUGAGGAGAGUGUGAGGGACAUGAUUCAGCUUCUGGUCGCAAAGUUUGUUGCCAUAUUGGAGGGAGUGCUGGCCAAAAUUUCCAGAUAUGAUGAAGGCACUCUCUUUUCUUCAUUCCUUUCAUUCACGGUGAAAGCUGCUUCAAAAUAUGUGGAUGUACCUAAACCUGGAAUGGAUGUAGCUGACGGCUACGUGACCUUUGUGCGCCACUCUCAGGAUAUGCUUCGUGAUAAGGUCAAUGAGGAGGUGUAUAUAGAAAGGUUAUUUGAUCAAUGGUACACUGCCACCAUGAACCUGCUGGGGACCUGGCUCACUGAACGCAUGGAUCAGCAGCUCCACGUCUACCAGUUAAAAAUCCUCAUCAGGAUUACAAAGAAAAAGUACCGGGACUUCCGCCUGCAGGGUGUCCUCGACUCCACCCUGAACAGUAAGAUGUACGACACGGUGCGCAACAGGCUGACCAUGGAGGAGGCCGCUGCUUCAGUGAGGGAAGGAGGCAUGCAAGGCAUCUCCAUGAAGGACAGCGACGAGGAGGACGAAGAGGACGACUAGAGCCUGUGCACCGAGACUUCAGCCCCGGCCUCCCUCUAAGACCCUCCCUCACCCCGACCCCCUCCCUUUCACACUUUUGACUUUAGCCUGGUUACCGAUGCAUGUACCAACUCAGAUAGCCACUCUAGGACCUCUUUGUCAGCUCGAAAUGCCUAUGAAGGAACUAUUAACUAUAAAAAUAGUACUUAUACUGAAGAAAAUCAAAAUAAAAAUGUUUAAAAAAAAAUAACCAUGAUUGGCAGUUUAGCUGUGUCAUGAUAAAGAUAGCACCUAUCUUGGAUUCAUUCAUUUCUAAAUUCAUUUCUAUGUGUUACUAAGCAAUAUGGAGAACCAUUUGUUUGACAAUGUUGAGUGAGAUUAAUAGGUGUGUCCCUGUCCAAUGCAAUCCUAUAUGGCGCUUCUUUGUCGUAUUCUACAUUCAUUAAUGGUACAUUGUCGUGAUGAUGAGUGUGUGGACCCUUUUCUUUGUCUCGUCUGUUUUUAAGUGAAUGCCAACUGCUUUGAACUGAAAAUAAAACCUCUGUAUUUGUUUACGGCUGUUACAGAUAAACCGUCGUCUACUCACUGUUCUUAACAUCGACAGUAAGUCUAGACCUGCAUUUUUUAUCAUGUGUCAAUGCUAUGUGAUCUCAUCUCAAUUACUAAUUAGACAUGGUUCAACAGGAAUCUUGAACUUCGAGUGGGUAUUCUAGAGAUGCAAUAUUCUCAUAGCUCCAUUUUGAUAACUCGGGAGAUUCUAUUUUUAUUUCAACAUUAAAAGGCCUUGAAACAGGUUCUAUUUUAAUUGAGUUGCACUUUUACAAGGAAAAAGAGCAAAAAUAAUUUUUUUUAUUAAAAAAAAAAGUUGGUCCGUCUUUGUUCUGUAAUUGUGUAGAAUGAGAUGUCUGGCAUUUGUUUGGGUCUCACUGUUGUUUUGUAUAUAUUAUAUAAAUAUAUAUAAAUAUAAAAUGCUGUACAUUGCAUUCUGAGCCAUUGCUGCAUGCCCGUGGGUUCCCACCCUCCCCAAACGCUUUCUGUUUUCUGUGUGAAUUAGCUGGUGGAUUCAUUCUUGCUUUUGCCUUAUGAAAGCCAACAGUUGUAAUAUGCAAGAGCUGUGGCCUCUAAAUAAAAAUUACUGUACAUGUG
Pelmatolapia mariae (spotted tilapia) is the source of this 5543-nucleotide messenger RNA. RefSeq names its product Ca2+-dependent activator protein for secretion b (gene cadpsb). The transcript has 33 exons. The coding region runs from base 258 to 4418 and encodes 1386 amino acids. The record is from RefSeq and is a predicted model, not a curated record. Lineage: Eukaryota; Metazoa; Chordata; Actinopteri; Cichliformes; Cichlidae. Gene Ontology annotation, cellular component: glutamatergic synapse. Gene Ontology annotation, biological process: dense core granule exocytosis; positive regulation of exocytosis; synaptic vesicle exocytosis.